AUGGGUAAUAUUUUCGAAGGUAUAGCACUAUUACUCUUUCCAUUAUCUUCAUCAUCAUCAUCAACAACAACAACAACAACAACAACACGAUCAGAAGAUCACACACCGGCACCAACCGUUGUAUGCAUAGACGAAACAAGAACAUGCAACAACUCUGUUGUUAGUCGUAAUUUGUCCACGGUAUCAAAUCAAUUGAAUAACGAUCCAUAUCACAUAUUUAGUUACAGAAGUAUGGCAGACAAUGAUUUUGUACCAUCGGGGUCAGAUUAUCUUGUGCACGACAUGACCAUGAAAUCAACACUUCUCUCCUCAUUUUAUAACCUGUCAAAUUUCGUUGAUGCAACAGCAUUGAAUACGUUCAACGAUACAAUAACAAUGACAAGCACUAGAUCGUCAUUAAAUGAUAGGACAUACUUCACUCGAGUAAAACGCACGAUUGCUCACAUUAAUGGUAAUCAAACGAAUCAACCUGACAUGAUCACGAUUAAUAUGGAAAAUAAUUACAUAAAUAUCAUCAAUGCAAUCUUGGCUAUUUGUUUCAUUAUUAUGUUACUGCUCGUUUUUAUCAUAGUCAUUCUAUGUUAUAAACGAACUCGAUCAAUAUCAUCUCAUUCUGUUCGUCAUAGCAAACAGACAAACAUUGAUAACGAACAUCGAUUGAUGAAGAUGAAAGAUUGGGAAAAUAAUGGGCCAAAGUGUGACCAGACCAAUCAAGAUCCUGUACUAUUUACGGAUAUUUUUGAUCUGAUAACUAACGAUGAUACCACUGACGACAAUAUUCAAUAUGUGUCACCUUUGAAUCGAUUAGAAAAUGAUUUCUUAUUCAAUUUCGAUUUCACUUGCAUGCAUAACAACAUAGAGCAAGAAGAGGAAGAAGACGAAGAAGAAGAAGAAGAAGAAGAACAACAACAACAACAACAACAGCAACAUCAACAACAACAGUAUAACCAACAAGAACGGCGAUCAUCAUUGCACAAUACUUAUGCAUCUACUAAAAGUAAUUCACAACCUGAGUUCAUUGAAAAGAUAAAAACAAGUGAUACGAUUUCCACUGUAAGUAGAACUUUAGAGCGGUUUUUCAACAAUCGAAUUGACUAUCGUAUCGACUUGUCGUCGUCAUUGUUAUUCAAUAAAAUACAACAAACGCGUACACUUUCAACAGGGACACAGUCAAAAACAAAUAGGAUGCAUCGCACAUCGAACGAUGUCAUGCCAGAUUAUCUAUCAUCAAAAACAGAAUUAUUUGAUCAACAUAUGAAUCCAUAUUUGGCACAUGUCAAUCGAAUAACUAUGGCAGAUCUACGUGACAUUGCUUUUCUCACACAUUAUUUCGAUUUCUAUACUUUACUCCAUCAAUUAUGGACAAGCUAUUUCAAAGCUGGCACUGGUCAACUACAUCACGAUGAUCACAUUUUUUUCUGGAGCGACAAUAUUCAGUCAACAGUUGGGAUAGAAGGAAACUAUGAUGACACGCUGUUAUCCGCAACAACAACAACAACAACAACACACAAACGAAUGAUAAGCAAGGAACAACAAUCCAUGUAUGAGACAAUAGUGGCUACACAAUUAAACGAAUAUAAAAAUAAAAUGGAAUAUUAUCGAGUUGAACUCAAUAAUAAAACACAAAAACAUGCCAUGGAUUUCACAGCAGCGAUUGAAGAGACUAUGCAUUUGUUUGUCGAAAAAUACGGUAUCUCCUAUCAUCGUCGAAAAUGUCAUUUUCUUAUUGCUAUGCUUAAUUAUGAUUAUGAUGAUUACAUACUUCAAACACAAUUUCAAAACGAGAAACCUAAUGAUUAUCAAAUAGAAACAGCUGGAAGACUAUACGAUCUUCAUUUGAAAUUGAAAUCAGCAGAAUAUGAAUACAUGGAUUUCAAAGAACGAAUUCUCUGCAAUCAACCGUUGUCAAUAUUGAAUAAGUUUGACAUGAAGUUCUUGUUGCCCUAUCAAAUUAAUUCGAUUAAGAAUCUCAAUCAUCGACAACAUUUCAUUCGUCAAUAUUAUUCAUUGAUUGAACAAAUUAAAACAGAUCUUAUGAGUAUUUAUCUUGCGUUAACUGAACGUCGAAUCGCUUAUUAUCAAUCAAUGUUAGCAGCCGUUAUUUCUCAAAUGUACUAUUAUCGACAGACUUCGUCGGAUAAAGACUUGCCAAGAACGUUACUUAAUUUAUUAAAUAAGCGCAUCGAACACAUGAAUGAAAAAUUACGGCGAAAACAUGAAUAUCAACGCGAUUCCUAUCGACAAGCAAAUUUAUCAUGGAGUCAAAUGAAUGACGCGCAAACAUCCGACAGGAGAGCUAUCGGUUUCAUUCGAACAACGAUCAUCGACCGAGACAUAAUCACAAGUCAUACUCUUACAAAUGAACAAUUACGUUUAUUAAAUCGUGGACCAACGUAUGUAGCGCCAUGUCAAUUGUCUUCUUCAUCAUCAUCAUCAUCAUCGUCGUCGUCAGUGACGACGAUUGAAAAUAUGAUUGCAAAUGAAAUUAAAAUACAAAGCAAACCUUUAUUGCAUAAGAUAACUAAGAUCUGUUAUGAAUACCAAGUACCACUUCAUAUUCAGGAAACAUUCAAAUUGAAAGUAAAACAAGAAUAUCAAGCGCUAUUGUCUCAACCUAUCCCAGAAUCGAUGCUGAAACGUGCCAUUUAUGAAAACCAACUCAUUCAAUCUAUUCAAUCAACUUUAAAGGACAAAAAUCUUAUUUUACGACGUACUGCUGAUCAAUACAAUCGAUUCUAUCUUGGUAAUCGAGAACAAUUUCAUAGGAAAUCGAAUGAGUAUUUUCAAGAACACAUAGCAAAAUAUUGCAGUAAAUUAUAUACAAUAUCUGAUGAUAGCGAAUCACGAUUACAACAACCUACUGAGUCUAUGAAAAGAAAUUACCAUCGAAUAAAUAUGAUCUUAGAAAAAUUAUUCGAAGAUAAACGUAUUAAUGAGAAUCUCUGUGAAGAACUUCGAAUUAAUAUUCAGCAUGUUAAAUUGCCUUAUCUCUAUUUUUUACCUGAUACUACUCUCUCAUCGUCAUCAUCAUCAUCAUCAUCAACGGCAACACCAUUACAAUCUAGCCUUAGAGUGAAACCCGUUUUUUCUACUCACUCAAGUGCAACCUCAAAACUGGCUCGUUUUCUUCAUCGAUUACUUCGACCAUUAGUAAGUCGUUAUACACAACGAACAUCAAUUAUUAAUGAGGCGGAUUUCAUCAAUAAAUUUCGAUCUUUUACCUAUGAAGAAAAACGUCUCUCUCGAACGACAUUCUUCGCUACACUUUCUUUUCAUCGUUAUCCAAUCGUACUGUCAAAUGAAAAAAUCUUAACUCUAUUAGAAAACUUUUUUAUCGAUCAACAAAACAAACUGAAUACAACGGGAAGUAACUUGGGAUAUUACUCGUUGAAGAAGAACGAAAAAACUAAAAUCCAAUAUAUAUCAAUACAUGCUGUGAAAUUAUUGUUGAAACUAUUCUUAUCAGCAAAUUUCUUCUCAUAUGAGAAAAGCAUCUAUCAAUUUUCGCAAGGUAUGCCCAAUCAUUUCUUACUCAAUGAACUCUUCACAGAAAUCUAUCUGUAUGAAUGGGAACAAGAAAACAUUUGCCAUGAUUCAAGAUUAAACAAUCAAUUCUAUGGUCGAUAUCAAAAUAAAAUUUUUUUCACUUGGCAUAGACCACCCAGUGAACUGCAAUCAUGGUUACAAGCCAUCACGAACAAUAAUUUAGAUUUUGAAAUACAUUACUCGAUUGGUCGACAAGCUCACUUUUUCAAUCUACAACUUGAACAUCGUCACGGCUAUUUGACAACGAACAUACUUUAUCCAACAGCCAUAUCAAAAUAUACACGUCUUCCAUAUGUCAUCGAUCAUGCUCAAUUAAGUCAUCGGCAAUGGUUGCUAUCGGCAUUAUUACGAGCAGUACGCUUCUGUACAAAUGUUCAUGAUUUCAUUCAAGAACGUUUAUAUUUGGAAAUGACUUGCUUACUAUACGGUUAUUCAGUUGAAUUUAUUGAAACACAAUUGAAACGUUUCUAUCGCUUUUUCCAUCUCGAACAUCAUCGUUUCAAUAUGAAUCAGAAUGUUUAUCAUCAAUUUCGUCGACAAACAUUUGACUUCGCUCGAAAACAACUAGACAAUCUGAAAAUUUAUCAACAAUCAUGUGACACACGUGAUUGUACAAUCUAUAUACAUUAUUUAUAUGGCUACGGCUAUAGUUCAGAAGUCAAUUUUCAACGACAAUUCUAUCGUCUUUGGUCUCUUUAUUUUAGUCAUCAAAAUAACUAUCUAUCACAUGCGGCGAAGAUGAAACUUGUUUUAUAUGCAAAAUAUGUGUAUUCAUUAAAUAGUCGUUUAGCACGACAACGACCAAUACAAUUACGUUGA
This is a messenger RNA of Adineta ricciae, 4365 nucleotides long. The record is from the annotation of a GenBank genome assembly. Lineage: Eukaryota; Metazoa; Rotifera; Eurotatoria; Adinetida; Adinetidae.